AUGGCGACAAACAUCACUCUUGAUUCUAGUCGUGAUCUUCGGCAUACACGAUUGAUUCUUUUAUCGGUGCUUUUCUCAGUUGGUCUCACUGGUUGUUCAAUAGUUAUAUAUUGGUUAAUACGUUAUGCAAGAUGGCACAUGAGAUCAGCACGUAUAUGUUCGCUUAUAUUAAAUUUAGUUAUUGCUAACCUAUCUGUAUAUAUAUUCGCCACUGGUAUUCAAAUAUUUUGGGAAUUUCAAACAAAUCGACAAUGGCCAUUCAAUGAUUUCCUAUGUCGUAUAACGAAAUUUUUUCAAAGCUUUUCUAUUCUUUCUGCUACGUAUAUCGUCGUUCUCAUGGCUAUUGAUCGUUGCAUUGCAAUAGUAACACCGUUAAAGGCCGGUCAAAUUCGUGUACUCUAUCUUUGUGGUAGCGCAUGGUUGUUAGCAGGUCUUCUAUCAACACCGAAUGUGUUCAUAUUUCACUUACGCAUCGAUAGCACCGGUCGUCAUUGUACGGCCGGCUUCAACCAGCACUCGACGCGUACUGGACGUCGGAUCUAUCUGACAUUUAUUUCACUCGUUGUUUAUUUUAUACCGUUUCUUGUUCUCUUUCUUUGCUACACAUUAAUUUUUAUCAAGUUACUAUGGCGUGAACGUGAUCAACAGAGUCGAUUGUUUACUCCAACAUCAUUUUGUUGUUCGUGGUUAUUGGACACGAAAUCGACUUAUUCACCAAAAAUGACGUUAGAAACAACAAAUGCAAGAUCAGGAUCAACACGUUCAUCUUUCACAGAAUUUGAUGCGCGACGAAAACGUGCCAAUACAUCAGGAUCAACACGUUCAUCUUUCACAGAAUUUGAUGCGCGACGAAAACGUGCCAAUACGUACGCAAAAGCUCGCACAAAGACAUUUCGAAUGAUCAUCGUACUCGUUCUAUCCAUGAUUAUUUUCGGUGCGCCGUAUUACUGUUUGGAAUUGUAUGUUGCUUACACUGGACGACAUCCGACUGACCUAGUAACCGCUUUAGCUGGUGGAGCAGCUGUUGCACCUUCAUCACUAGACCCAUGGAUAUUUCUUGUCUUCUGGGCUAAUUGGAAUCAACGAGCUAAUAUUGGUAGUAGCCGUCGAUUGGGCAAUGGAAGUUUACAACAAAAACAGCAGCAGCAACAACAACAACAACAACAACAACCAUGCUUACAAGUGCGACGAACGAUGCGAGCAAAUACAACUGGUACAUCAUCAUCAAGUGAUCGGCGUCAACAUCAACAUGUACUUGUUGUUGGCCAAUCACCUAUGCCACCCUAUACGAUAAGAUGGAAUUCAACUCAUAAGAAACAAUGUCUGUCGUGA
Molecule: messenger RNA, 1332 nt
Organism: Adineta ricciae
Lineage: Eukaryota; Metazoa; Rotifera; Eurotatoria; Adinetida; Adinetidae
Source: the annotation of a GenBank genome assembly